GACGCCUCCUGGACGACCACUGCUGCAGCCCCGGAGUCGUGAGCCCAGCCUGUUGCCCGCUGUAACCGCUAGCUACCGCUGGAAUUUGACCCUUUGCGACCGACCACAACAUCUCUCGUUCGACGCCCUCCGACACCCGCCUCCACUCUGGCGACCUCAUAGCAGCUCCCUCCAGCUCCCUCCGCCUGUCUGCCAGCAUGGCCUCGCCCGGUGCCUCUCCGCCGUCGAGGGGCAAUGCUCCUCCUCACAUCCGCCUCAACUCAGGGACGGACAACAUGCUCAUCGACGACCUCCAGAACAGCCGCCCCGGCACCGCGCGCCAGUCCUCCUCACGCUCAUUAAUACCCUCCCACCCCGGCACCGCCCCCUCGUCCGGUCUGCGCUCCCCCCCGUCGGGCAGCGACCUGUACAACCAGCCUGCCCACAUCGCCGAUUCCGCAGAGCUAUUACUACCUCCCAAAAAGAUGCGGACACGGCGCUUCCGAGACGAGUCGCCAGCACCGCAGUCUCCCUCGGGCAUGUCGUCGCGGCGGACGAGCUGGAGCUCCGAGUCGUCCGUCAGUCGAGACUCCCGACACAGCCCCUUUGCGUCGCCCUUUGAUGAUUCGCGGGCCCCUUCGCGGGCUGGGAGCGACGACGAGCUCAACACACAGACCGUGUCCGAGAAAUACAACAUCCUGCCGUCCGCCGGCCUGCUGCUGUUCCCGGAAGACGUGGAGAAGGACGACUGGCUGCAUAAUCCCGAUCCGAACGAGAAGGAGAAACGCGACUGCGACGUCUUCUCAAGGCGCGGGAUUGUCAACGUUGGAGGCCUCGCACUCAUCUCGCUGGGGGUGCUCUUGCUAUUCAUAGGCUAUCCGAUACUAACAUUUGUGCACAAGUUGACCUCGCCAACAGUGGGGCCUUGCACGUACAAUCCGCAGUGCAUAGAUGUGCCAAAGGUCCCGCUUUUGAAGAACAUUCGAACAGGGCUGGUAGACCCCGACACACCGGAUUCUGUCAAAUCAAGAAAGUCCCAUGAUGGAACCACGCAAAAUCUAGUUUUCUCUGACGAGUUCAACACUGACGGGCGAACCUUCUACGAUGGCGACGAUCCUUUCUUCCAGGCAGUGGACAUCUGGUACGGAGUGACGCAGGACUUGGAGUGGUACGAUCCAGACGCAGUCACUACCAAGGACGGCGCUCUUAACAUCCAAUUUGACGCCUUCAAAAACCACGGUCUGAACUACCGAUCUGGCAUGCUGCAAUCUUGGAACAAGCUGUGCUUCAAGGGAGGUCACAUGGAAGCCAGCAUAUCGCUACCUGGACGAGGAGACACUGUCGGGUUCUGGCCGGGUUUCUGGGCCAUGGGAAACCUUGGACGCCCCGGAUAUGCUGCAACCACCGACGGCAUGUGGCCAUACAGCUACCACGACGAGUGCGAUGCCGGCAUUACUCCAAACCAGAGCUCGACCGAUGGAAUCAGCUAUCUCCCAGGAAUGCGACUGCCGGCUUGCACUUGCGCAGGUGAGGACCAUCCAAAUCCGGGCACGUCUCGAAGCGCACCGGAAAUCGACGCUGUUGAAGCCACCGUUGGCAAUUUGGAUGCUGUCAACAUGAUUGGAAUGGUGUCGCAGAGUUUCCAGAUCGCUCCAUUCGAUAUCUGGUACCGAGCAGACACAGAUUUCAUGCAGAUAAAUGACUACUCUGUCACAUCUAUGAACUCGUACCAAGGAGGCCCCUUCCAACAGGCUAUCUCUGUUGUCUCUCACUUGAACAACGACUGGUACGACGGUAAGGCUUACCAGAAAUACGCUUUUGAUUACAAGACCGGCGACGACGGGUUCAUCACCUGGCACGUCGGUGAUGCAGAAACCUGGACUAUGGACGCGAAUGCUAUUAACCAGAACGGCAACAUCGGAAAGAGGGUUAUUCCAGAGGAGCCCAUGUCUAUCAUUGUCAAUUUUGGCAUGUCGAAUGGUUUCUCGGCCAUCAACUUGACUGGUAUUGGAGCAACACUUCCAGCGACUAUGCGCCUCGACUAUAUCCGGAUAUACCAAGACGAGGGCAACGAGCUGAUCACCUGCGAUCCGCCGGGCUAUGAAACGACAGGCUACAUCGAAGACCACCCAGAGCCUUACUCCAACCCCAAUCUAACACUAUGGAAAGCCACAAAGUACGAUUGGCCAAAGAACUCCUUGAUGAACGAUUGCAAGAUGUAACGUCUCGGAUCGCUUCUCAAUUAUGCAACAACCAAUUUCAUCGACUAUCUCAGCGCCUCCAGUUGCUUUCUUCUUUAUAAUGUGGCCACGGCAACGAUUAUUUUGCAAACAUCCUACCAUCGGAACGCAAACAUCUGCGUAUUUCAUAGAUCAAGAACCGGAGUCCCCAAGGCGUUCAGACACGCAUUCGAGCAUUUUCCACACCCUGCAUCACUCCGGAGUCAGUUGGCGCUUUUUUUCAAAUU
Messenger RNA from Mytilinidion resinicola, 2446 nucleotides. RefSeq names its product beta-glucan synthesis-associated. Gene Ontology annotation, biological process: (1->6)-beta-D-glucan biosynthetic process; fungal-type cell wall organization. NCBI's taxonomy places the organism in Eukaryota, Fungi, Ascomycota, Dothideomycetes, Mytilinidiales, Mytilinidiaceae. Gene Ontology annotation, molecular function: glucosidase activity. The coding region runs from base 198 to 2201 and encodes 667 amino acids. The record is from RefSeq and is a predicted model, not a curated record. The transcript has 6 exons. Gene Ontology annotation, cellular component: endoplasmic reticulum membrane; plasma membrane.